GUGACAGUUGACUCUGAGUCUAGGCUCCGAGUCCGACUCCUAGUCAUUGUUGUCUUCAGACUUGCAUUGUUCAUGCAGCAUGCUCACAAUAUUCACACGCGCAGGAAGAACCGGCCCAAGUUCCCAGGUGUUCUUGUUCCUUACAAUGAUACAUGUAGCCUGUUGAUCAUUGUAGCUUGGAGCUUGUAGGUACAAGACUUGGUUGGCAGUGUGUUCAAUGUUGCAUAGCGUCAACGAAUGGGACAAGAGAAUUGGUAGUGUCAAAGGAGGUCCUUUGGGCACAGUUUGCACUGAACACAGGUGUGUUGGCUGCUUUGAAGCAGGAAUACGUGUGUUGCUAUCUAAGAUUCAAUAGCCGGGACAGAAGGCGUGUUCUUCGUAGUUUGCGGUCAGCGUUGCUACCGUCUUACUCGGUUUGAUCUUCACUGGUCCUUGGCAUGAGGCCACCAUACAGCAUUGUAGAACACAAUGGGCCCAAAGCACAAUCUUGAAGCCCAUUUACAUGCCGUCAGUGGACCAAAUAGAAGGGAUGCCCUCCGCGCAAACUUUCUGUACUCCCUCCCCGGCCAAAAUCGUUUCGCGGCAGGGGAGAAUGUGGGACACCGGGAUACAAACUACGCGUUCACACCAAGCACCCCCGAGAAGCUGGCGCUGGCGUCACAGGUGUGGCACCAGCUGAAGCAGCCUGUGGCCCGUAAUGGCAAUGGAGCGCCACCAGGGCACACUGCACCAGUUAAAGGGGGCCAUUCUUUCAGAACAGAUGCCACAGACUUUGAUAGACCAGGCAACAGCAGCUUUAGGAACUUAAAUGGGGUGAAGGCUGUCCAUAACGAGUACAGCAGCAUUUCGGGUCAGUACGAAGCCACGGUGCCUCUCGAUAGAAGUCAGCGACCCUCUGUUCCUAAUAAGACAGGAAGGCAAGAUUGGCAGUCUUCUUUCACUGGCAGUCACGCCACUCAGUCGUUCCAGAAAGCCAGCAGCGCCACAGUGACAAGCCAGCAGGUCACACCUCUAGGAGGAAAGUCAUUUGCAGACGAUGUAGCGUUCGUGAGAGAGACUUUUGCUAGGACCGGGGUCCACCAGGCUAGUAAUGGAGCGGGGCCAAGCUACGCAUCACCUAUGCCACAGACAGGCGCCAGGAACUGGGGCGAUGCUUCAACCACCCCAACAGCUGAAGAAAGCUUCGCCGAUGCAAAUGAGGACUUUGAUGAUGAAGAUCUGCUUGAGAGCAUUGAUCUCGACCAGGUCGUCGCUCAGUACCAGGAGCAACGGCUGUCAACCGCCAAGGUGCAGACUACGCCCGUGACAAGUUUCAGAACCUCUGGGGACUUUGCUGGCUCCCAGUCAACUUUCCAACCGUCCGCCAGUCAGGCAGCUCCUGUGCCCCCGGUCUUCUGUUCCCAUGGACUGCAGAUGCAUCUUUGCGGAGAGGCCAGCUCCCACCUGCAAGACAUGAAGGACGAACUGCUCCAGAUCUCGGAGGAACUUCUGGACGACGACGGAGAAAUGGACCCCAAGCUGUCUGAAGAGCUGCGAACCAAGCGGAGCCGCUUGAGCCGCGAGAUCAAGGCCCUGCAGCAGUUGCUCUCCGCGGACGAAGAGCGCCGCCGUUCGCAUGCCGCCGCUUCCUCCCCCUGGGGGCCCAGCCCCGCUGGCAUUCCGCCCUCUUCCGCUCGAUCCGCCGGAACGAACGGAACCCCGGUCCCUUCAACCCCUUUCUCUUUCCACCCACCGACCACGUCAGCACAAGCAACGACACCGGGGGUGCAUCCAACUUCUUGGCAGGCCCCCCCUGCAGCGGCGCCGGCUUCUAAUUUCCAGAAUGACUAUGGUUCCGGGGGUGCCUGGGCGGCGGAUCCGGCUUCGGGCGGAAUGGACAGAGCGAGGCCGGAAUUGGCUGCGGUUCCUUCGAGAGAGGUAGACUUUACGGUCCCACGCCAGUUUCGGACGGUGUCGUACACGGACGGCGUACAGGAUCCGCAGUGGAAGAGGACCGACUUCCCGUGGAGAAGGGAGAUCGAGAGAUUGAACUUGACCCGGUUUGGAAACCAUCAGUUCCGAGCCAACCAGAGGGAGAUCAUCAACGCGACUCUGAGCAACCGAGACGUCUUUGUGCUGAUGCCCACCGGGGGUGGCAAAAGCCUGACGUACCAGCUCCCGGCUGUGUACUCCUCUGGCGUGACGCUGGUCGUGUCGCCCCUCAUUUCCCUGAUCCAAGACCAGAUCAUGCACCUGACCAACGCCAACGUGGAGGCUGUGUGCUUGAGCAGUCGCAUGGACUGGAUGGAGACGCGCGCAGUGUACCAGGAGCUGGAGUCGCCCUACUGCAAGUACAAGCUGCUCUACGUUACUCCUGAGAAGAUUGCACGGAGCGACUCGUUCUUCCGUACGCUGGAAAUGCUGCAUCGGUCCGAGCGGCUAGCGCGGAUCGUCAUCGACGAGGCGCACUGCGUCAGCCAGUGGGGGCACGACUUCCGCCCGGACUACCAGGGCCUGAAAGUGCUCAAGCAAAACUUCCCGGCCGUCCCCGUCAUGGCCCUCACCGCGACCGCCACCGCCAGCGUGAAGGAGGACGUGGUCCAGGCGCUGGGGCUGGUCAACUGCGUGGUCUUCAAGCAGACCUUCAACCGGCCCAACAUAGUGUACGAGGUUCGGCCCAAGAAGAAGAGCCUGGUAGAGGACAUCAACAAGUUCGUGCGCGAGAACCACCCGUACGAGUGCGGCAUCAUAUACUGCCUCUCCAGGACCGACUGCGAAAAGAUCGCCAACAAGCUCAAGGAGUUGGGGCACAAGGCGCAUCAUUACCACGCCAACAUGGACGAGGCGGAGCGGAGCGGCGUGCAGCGCGCGUGGAGCGAGGACAAGAUCAACAUCAUCUGCGCCACAAUCGCCUUCGGCAUGGGCAUCAACAAGCCGGACGUUCGAUUCGUCAUCCACCACUCCAUGCCUAAGUCGCUGGAGGGCUAUCAUCAGGAGUCAGGGCGGGCGGGCCGCGACGGUCUAAAAUCCACCUGCAUUCUGUACUAUACAUACGGAGACAUGCAACGCAUCAAGCACAUGCUGACGGCCAACUUCGAGGAGCAGCGCGGGCAGCACGGGCGCAGCUACGAGAGCGCGGAGGCGCAGUUCGAGGUCAAUAUGCAAAACCUGCACCGCAUGGUUGCGUACUGUGACAAUGACGUGGACUGCCGGCGGACCCUCCAGCUGGCGCACUUUGGGGAGAACUUCGACGCCGGGCUCUGCAAGGGCACCUGCGACAACUGCGCCAGGGGGGCCACCUUCGUGGAGACGGACGUCACCGAGGCAGCGCAGCAGCUGAUCCGGAUCAUCCACGACCUCGGCCAGCGCUCCACGCUCAGCUACGUCGUGGACGUCUUCCGAGGGGCGAACACGGCAGCGGUCAAGAAGCAGCGGCACGACCAGCUGCCGCUGCACGGCGCCGGCAAGAAGUUUACGAAGGGCGAGGUGGAGCGGAUCUUGCACCGAAUGGUCUCCGAGCAGAUCCUGGUGGAGGACCUCUCCAAGAGCGAAAACUACGGCAGCAUUCUGGCCUAUCUCAGGAUCAACGACCGGCCUGCGUCGGACGUGGUCGGCGGGCGGAUGACUCUCACGGUGAAAUUCGCGGCGACCAAGAAGCCGGAACUGCCCACUACGAGCCGCAAGCAGGCGCGACCGGCGCCCGACGAGUCGCCGAUCCCGAACGCCGGGGCGCUCCCGGCCCGAGCACCCGCACCGCCACGGAUGACAGCAGAGGAGAAGGCGUUCUCUGCUCGCGUGUACGAGGAGAUCGACCGGCGGCGCAGCGCGUGGGCCUCCGAGGAGUCCAAGGGCACCAUGUUCAUGCUGCCGUACCACAUCUUCCCGAACACGACGCUGCAGACCAUCGCGAAAAAGCUGCCCGUGACGCUGGCACAGCUAGGGGAGAUCGACGGCAUCAAGAAGAAAACGAUGAAGCAGCGGGGCCCCGAGAUCGUGGCCGUCAUCCGGCAGAUGGUCGCCGACCGCGACGGCGUGCCGUACGUACCGGAAGAGGUUCCCGAGAAAGCGCCCAAGAGCCGGCGCGCGAAGCCGGCCAAGCGAGGGCGCGAGGCUGGGGACAGCGCGCAGAAAGAGCCGCCAGCGUCUCGCACAAGGGAGCGGCGGCCGUACCAGAACCCCGAGAGCGACGACGAGAUCGCAACCAUGAUGGACGACAGCGAUGAGGAGUUCGGGGCGCGUCCCCCCGCAGCCCCCGGCCCCGUAAAAAGGAGCCGGGACGGACAGGUUGAAACCCGGGACGGGCUGGUGGAUUUGGACGAGAACCAGGGGUGGCGAGAUACGAGGAGACCGAGCAGCGCGGACCUUGCGAGCCACCAAUGGGGGACGUUCCAGUUCCAAAAAGUGUAUAAAUAACGAAAAAACCGACGCUCAUUUCGCUUGUCAAGUGCCAAUAUUGCACGAGUUGUUCCAUGUAUGCGCUGGGAUAGAUAUCGUGUUCGAUUGCAUCAGAAAGUGUGGACUGUAUUUCCACUCGUAACCAGGAUUAAAGACCGACUUGGAAUGUAUUCAAACCCCUUCUUCCGACUAUAUAUGAAAGAUUCUCUUCAUAGGGUCAGAAUUCAAAGCACAAUGUUGGUUGACGGUGCCGGCCAAGGGAGAGCUGGCCAACAAUCACCUCCGGAAAUAUCAC
Klebsormidium nitens is the source of this 4669-nucleotide messenger RNA. The record is from the annotation of a GenBank genome assembly. Lineage: Eukaryota; Viridiplantae; Streptophyta; Klebsormidiophyceae; Klebsormidiales; Klebsormidiaceae.